Lycium ferocissimum is the source of this 1008-nucleotide messenger RNA. Its product is annotated as ubiquitin-conjugating enzyme E2 34-like. The record is from RefSeq and is a predicted model, not a curated record. Lineage: Eukaryota; Viridiplantae; Streptophyta; Magnoliopsida; Solanales; Solanaceae. The transcript has 10 exons. Bases 224 to 943 code for a protein of 239 amino acids.
GACUCAGCUAAGUCUCGGGUCAUCUCCAAGCCCAAAAACGAAGAAAAUCUUCUCUUCAAUUUGAACUAGAUCUCAGUUUCUUCCAAUUAAUUUCAAAUUUCUGCACGAUUUCCGGUAAUAUAUUUACCUUCUUUUUAUGUUGUAGCGUUUCUUUGGUGGUCAAGCGGAUAAGGGAAGCUUCACAGCAUUAUCUCUUAGUUUCAAUAUAUUUUGAAGCUAAGACAUGGCAGAAAAAGCAUGUGUAAAGCGCCUUCAGAAGGAAUAUAGAGCACUUUGUAAAGAACCCGUCUCCCAUGUUGUGGCCCGCCCUUCCCCGAAUGAUAUCCUUGAGUGGCAUUAUGUUUUGGAGGGGAGUGAAGGAACGCCAUUUGCAGGUGGAUAUUAUUAUGGGAAGAUCAAGUUUCCUCCAGAAUAUCCGUUUAAACCUCCAGGGAUAAGUAUGACUACUCCAAAUGGAAGAUUCAUGACACAAAAGAAAAUCUGCUUAUCUAUGAGUGACUUCCAUCCAGAGAGUUGGAAUCCGAUGUGGUCUGUGUCAAGCAUACUCACAGGACUUCUCUCAUUUAUGAUGGACAAUAGUCCUACCACAGGCAGUGUAUCGACAACAGUUGCUGAGAAAGAGAAGCUCGCAAAGGCUUCUCUGGCUUUUAAUUGUAAAAACCCAACCUUUAGGAAAUUGUUUCCAGAAUAUGUCGAGAAGUAUGAACAGCAGCAGCUCCCAACGCAGCCUGUUCCAGAGCAGGUAUCAUCCGUGACAGCUCGAGCAGAACAGUCUAGACCCUUGUUGGAAGAGCAUGACAAUUCCACAAAGGAUGAAGUGAAUCGAGUGAAUCCUCUAAAAGACGCGAAUAACCAACAGAGGAAAUCUUUCCCAACUUGGUUGCUGCUGUUGCUAGUUUCAAUUUUUGGUGUUGUAAUGGCCCUGCCUCUGCUUCAGCUUUGAUGACUGGAAUCUUGUGUUAUUCGCUACAGUGAAGUACAGAGCACCCUAAAUCGCAGUAAUAUGUU